UUUCCAUUGUUUUUCCGUGGUUUAUGAUUUGUAAAUGAGUUUCUUUUUUCUCUUCAUUAUUUUGGGUUUAUCAUUUGUGAUUUGAUCCAUUUUUUUGGGUUUGAAGCAAGCUAAAACAUUUUCUUGAAUCAAGUUAUCAAUUUAUUCAGAUUUUUCUUUUUAAUUACAAGAUUUUGUUGAUAACAUAUCCCACGGUGGUUUGCCGACGACCAACACUCGUUAUUCGACCAUGAAUGGAUUUGAUCAGUGCCCUGCCAGUAGAUGGAAGACUUGAAAUUCUACAGCGUGUUCCUUUUGUAGAAGCAGCAAGAGCAGACAUCUUGUCGAGUACAAGCAUUUGGUCUGAUCGUCCACAACUUGUGUUUAAUAAGUUCUUGUUUGAAGAGCGCGGCAGAUGGAUUGCACUCGAUCUAACUGCAUGGGUGGACAAAGUGAACGAAACUAUCCGUCGUCACGACGGUCCCAUUGGAAACGUUAUUCUCCACGUUCCCGACAAACAAUUUAAAUGGGCCCCGCAUAUUAACAUCUGGGUUUUUUCCCUGUCAAGGAAGAGUAUCGAGGGACUCACAGUGGAUAAUUGCCAAAAUGAUACAUACAAGAUCGGUUUUCUCUCUUCUUGCCUAAACUUGACAAGAUUGGAGCUCCGUAAUUGUAUUUUCAACCAAUCAUCUGGUGUUUUUCGGAAUCUCCUUCGCAUUUAUCUUGAGAAAAUAGCAUUUGGUUCCGACCAAGUUGGUACUGUUAACCUCGAUGCCCCAUCGCUGGUGUUUUUAAAGCUUUCUUACUGUGUUGGCUUUAAAUAUUUGAAUGUCCAUGCUCCAAAUCUCAAAGUCGUUUCUGCCGUCAACGAAUAUGACGCAAUACUUGAUGACAAGGAUGAAUUUUCUUUAAGGGUUAGGCGGACAAAAUGCAAUGUCCAUUGGUUGUUCUGUGGUUGACAUGAUGUUUAUUAAGUAUGAUGGAACAGGGAAUUCUUGUUCCAUAUUUCACUCGCAUUGGAUGGGAUGCAAAAGCAAGCAUGCUGUGGCUUAUUGUAUAGUGAUAAAUGUUUUAGAUGUUCAUGAAAUUGUUUAAAGCUCUUUUAUUUUGAAGAAAGUCUUGUGUUUGUGUAAGGCACUUCUAUGCUGUGAUAAAAAGUAUUGGUGAAACGGUUAUUCAGCCAUUCUCUACCCGCGCCUUCUCGUUCAAUUUUAAUUCCAAUCCACAUAAUGACAGACGUCCCAAAUUAUAUGUUUUGUGUCUCCCAACUUCAAGUCAAAGGACCAGAAGGUGAGCCACCUUGAACUAUGGACAAAAACAGAAGUUGGUCUGGAUUGGGUUGUGAUUGAUACGGAUUAUAGGAGUCAUACUAGUUACACAUUUUAAAGCUUUCUGCUCAUAGGGGUCAUACUAGUUACACAUACUCUGUUUAUUGGUCAUUAUUAAUAUGAUUUUGGGUUUGUAAUAUUUA
Molecule: messenger RNA, 1450 nt
Organism: Camellia sinensis
Lineage: Eukaryota; Viridiplantae; Streptophyta; Magnoliopsida; Ericales; Theaceae
Source: RefSeq, a predicted model, not a curated record